This is a messenger RNA of Sander lucioperca (pikeperch), 1892 nucleotides long. Its product is annotated as collagen alpha-3(VI) chain-like. The record is from RefSeq and is a predicted model, not a curated record. The transcript is spliced from 3 exons. NCBI's taxonomy places the organism in Eukaryota, Metazoa, Chordata, Actinopteri, Perciformes, Percidae. The coding region runs from base 138 to 1883 and encodes 581 amino acids.
UAUUUUAACUUAUGUAUGAUAUGUCUGAUUAUUAAACAAGAUUUUCCUAUUCUGUUUUAGUUGAAUUAGAGUCCCCUCAAAGAGACGUAGUGUUUCUAUUGGAUGGGUCAGAUGACACACAGAGUGGCUUCCCAGCAAUGAAAAGUUUUGUCCAAAGAGUGGUAGAAACACUCAGUGUUGGUGAGAACAAAGACCGUGUGUCUGUGGUCCAGUAUAGCAGAGAUCCACAGACACAUUUCAGUUUGAACACCUACAAAGAAAAACAAAAUGUUCUUGCUGCUGUCCAGCAGUUAAACCAUAAAGGGGGCAAACCCCUCAACACUGGGGCAGCUCUCGACUAUGUGAGGAAAAAUGCUUUCACUGAUUCCUCUGGGAGUCGGCAUCAAGACGGUGUCCCUCAGAUAUUGAUUCUGUUGAAUGGGGGAAGAUCUCAAGAUGAUGUUGCAAGUGCCGCUGCCGCUCUAAAACAGGACAAAGUUGUUCCAUUCUGUGUGGGAACGAGAAAUGCAGACAUACUCGAGCUCCAAAUGAUUGCAUAUAACCCUUCCUAUGCUUUCUCUGUGCUUCGGUUUGAUGAUAUGGGUAGCAUCCAUCAACAACUUGUGUCAUUUGUGAAAAGGGUGCCUCGACAGCAGCCAAGACUAAAAUCACACAAUGUAUUGGAUCAAACUGAAUCCAUUCAACGCGAUAUUGUAUUUUUACUGGAUUCUUCGGAUGAAAUGCAAAGUGACUUUAAGGCAAUACUUGGCUUUGUUGAGACAAUGGUGGACAAAUUCAAUGUGGAUGAGAACAAAGAUCAUGUUUCAGUGGUGCAAUACAGCAGAACACCUUCUGUUGAAUUUUUUCUAAACACAUACAAAACACAGCAGGAUGUUGCUGCCAAUGUGCAAAGUGUCAGGUAUAAAGGAGGCACGCCCCUCAAUACUGGUGCAGCCCUUCAUUUUGUCAAGGAUAAUAUUUUUACCGCCUCCUCUGGAAGUAGGCACCAACAGGGUGUCCCUCAGAUUCUGGUUCUCUUAACUGGUGGACGUUCCAGUGAUGAUGUCAGAAAUGCUGCAGAAAACUUGAGAGGAAUGGGUGUUAUGGUAUGUGUAGUGGGAACAAAGAAUGCAGAUACCCUUGAAAUUCAAUCUAUUUCACAGGAAGCCAGUCAUGCUUUCUUUGCUGCAGACUCCAGUGAUCUGUCAGGCAUUGAACAACAAAUAUUUUCUGUCAUCAAGAAGAGCGAGACCCCUGCUGUCAAACCGGCAUUGUAUGAUCCCAACAGAAGAGACAUUGUUUUUCUGCUCGAUGGUUCUGAUGGUUCUCAGCAAAGAUUCCCAGAUAUUAAAGAUUUUGUGCAGAGAAUAGUGGCGGACCUAAACAUUGAUGCAAACAAAGAUCACGUCGCUGUGGUCCAGUACAGCAACACAGUGGAGACUGAUUUUAACUUGAGACGUUACUCAACAGAGGAUGAGGUUCUUGAUGGAGUAAGAGGCCUCAGUCACAAGGGAGGUUAUCCUCAUAAUAUUGGAGCAGCUCUCCAGUAUGUAAGGGAACAUGUCUUUACUUCUGACUCAGGAAGUAGACUUGUUGAAGGAGUUCCACAGAUACUCAUACUACUAAGUGGUGGAAGAUCUGGAGAUGACAUAAGAACUCCAGUCAGAAUGCUGAAAGAGACUGGUGUCAUUUCAAUUGCCAUUGGAACAACUGACGCUGACACCCUAGAGAUGCAGACAAUAUCUCAUGAACCUAAUUAUGCGAUCUCUAUUAUUGAUUAUGAGGCGCUUCAUACUGCUAAGCAGGAUGUGUUGUCAUUGUUAAGAGAUGCUUCACACCAUGUAGAGCAAACCACUCCCAAAAAUGUUUUUGGUAAGAUGCAAUGUUUUAACCUUUUAGCUUAAACAUGUAGU